Messenger RNA from Racocetra persica, 486 nucleotides. Lineage: Eukaryota; Fungi; Glomeromycota; Glomeromycetes; Diversisporales; Gigasporaceae. The record is from the annotation of a GenBank genome assembly.
AUGGUUCAAAAACGUAAAAAAGACAAACCUCAAAAUGAAGUGAUUGAUGACAUUCCCGAGGAGGAAAAACUUCGUUUAAUAGAAGCAACAGGACUAUUAAAUAACUUUAAAGAAGCAGAAAGAGAACGUAGUGGACAAAGUGAUGAAGACGAUCCAAAUAACUAUGGUUUUACUUUUCAAGCCUUUCUAUAUACUAUUCCGCUUUGUGCGGUUUAUAGUAUGAUGGACAUUUUAGUUCACAAACAAUAUAACGAAGAUGUUACAUUUAUUCCGUUUAGUACCAGAGUUAUAAAGAUUUCCCCAAGUUCAAUUCUUUGUGGUUGUCAUUUGAUUUGGGUUAUUAAUAAGGCAAAUUAUUAUGGAGUAAUGCGUCGAUGUCCUUCACUCGCUACCCUAUGGGUUUAUUUUGUUGUUCAACUUAGAUUAGUACCUGCUGCUUUAAGCUUAAAUGGUUUUAUAGAAUUAGUACCAAGAAAGGAUUUUUAA